Messenger RNA from Nyctereutes procyonoides (raccoon dog), 1009 nucleotides. It is a transcript of the gene B3GALT5, whose product is annotated as beta-1,3-galactosyltransferase 5. Gene Ontology annotation, molecular function: N-acetyl-beta-D-glucosaminide beta-(1,3)-galactosyltransferase activity. Lineage: Eukaryota; Metazoa; Chordata; Mammalia; Carnivora; Canidae. The transcript has 2 exons. Bases 38 to 1009 code for a protein of 323 amino acids. Gene Ontology annotation, cellular component: membrane. The record is from RefSeq and is a predicted model, not a curated record.
UCACGCCUGCGUCACCCACCUCACUUCAUCUCAUCACAUGGGCAUUUUAUCAUCUGACGUCCUCACAACAAGGAUGGCUUACCUGAAGAUGCGAUUGAUGUACAUCUCGCUGGUGGUCCUGGGAGCCCUCUGUUUGUAUUUUAGCAUGUACGCUCUGAUUCCCUUUAAAGGCCAGCCAUUUGUUUUCAAGAAAGAAAGAGGCAGCUUCCUCCAGCUUCCAGAUAUCAACUGCAGGCAGGAUCCCCCCUUCCUUGUCCUGCUGGUGACCUCAUCCCACGAACAGGUGUUCGUUCGCACGGUCAUCCGAAACACAUGGGGAAAAGAAAAGAAUGUGCAUGGGAGGCCAAUAAAAACCUUCUUCCUUCUGGGAGCCACAGCCAGUAAGGACCUGUCGAAAGUGGUGGCGCAGGAAAGCCAGCGGCAUCGCGACAUUAUCCAGAAGGACUUUGUGGACGCUUACUUCAAUUUGACCCUGAAGACCAUGAUGGGCAUAGAGUGGAUCCACCGCUUCUGUCCUCAGGCGACGUUUGUGAUGAAAACGGACUCGGACAUGUUUGUCAACGUCUACUACCUGACCGAGCUGCUUCUCAAGAAAAACAGAACCACUCGGUUUUUCACCGGCUUCUUAAAACUGAACGAGUUUCCCAUUAGGGACAAGGCCAACAAGUGGUUUGUCAGUAAAUACGAAUACCCAUGGGAUAAGUACCCGCCCUUUUGCUCGGGCACCGGCUACGUGUUUUCCAGUGAUGUUGCAAGUCAGGUGUACAAUGUCUCUGACAGCGUCCCGUUCAUCAAGCUCGAAGACGUCUUUGUGGGACUCUGCCUGGCCAAGCUGAAAAUCAGGCUGGAGGAACUUCACUCCGAGCAGACGUUUUUCCCAAACGGGUUACCCUUCUCCACGUGUCGUUUUAAGAAGAUUGUGGCCUGCCAUUUCGUCAAGCCUCGCAACAUGCUGAGCUACUGGCAGGCUCUGGAGAAUUCUCUGGGAGAGGAGUGUCCAGCUGUCUGA